AUGGCAGCUACGAGAGAGAUGUUCAGCAAAGAUCUGGCCACUUCUGCAUUUAACUCUUUAACGAAAUGCCUGUGGUUGACCCCCAUCACCAACGAAGUCAAGCUGCGAGUCUACCUAUCCACAAUUCACCCCAUCAUGAUGUACGGAUCGGAGACUUGGGCAGCACCAUCAAUGGUUAUGGAGAGGCUUGGCUGCACGGAACGAAAGCUGCUUAGACGGCUACUUGGUUACUUUUGGCCUAGGGUAUGUCACAAUGAAGAUCUUUACGCAGAAAUGGAAGAGGACUUGAGGACACUCGGCGUGGAUAGGCAGUUCAGGCGAGAUGUAAAGUUUCGCAGAAUAUGGAAUAGCGACGAAUGGAUUGAUUCUGUGCAAGCUCUCGCAGAAGACCGAGAAGGUUGGGCAGAGCUGUGUUCAAUGACGGCACACCUCGGCGAAGAUGCCGGUAAUCGCGUAAGGCGAUGA
This is a messenger RNA of Necator americanus (New World hookworm), 465 nucleotides long. RefSeq lists its product as uncharacterized. The record is from RefSeq and is a predicted model, not a curated record. The transcript has a single exon. The coding region runs from base 1 to 465 and encodes 154 amino acids. NCBI's taxonomy places the organism in Eukaryota, Metazoa, Nematoda, Chromadorea, Rhabditida, Ancylostomatidae.